GAAAGAAAUGUGUCAAGCUGUCAAUUUGUUUCCUUGAUGUCUUGAAAGUGUUUUGGUACUAUAUCUCAAAAUAUUUUAUGUAAUUUGGACUAUUUAUUAAGAAUUAAUAAAAUUAAACAUGAUAUUCCUAGACUGGCUUGGUAUAAAUCAGUGUAGUUGGUCAGUUUUGGCAUGUGUUUUUCUUACGUUUUGUUAUGUUGGGAGUUUGUAUGUAUGGAGAACUACAUUGAGCAGAGACCAUCCGACUACAAUAAAGAGAAGAUUCUUCAGCGUGUCCGUUAUAAUGUUAUUAACUCCAAUUUUUAUUCAAUAUUUUUUCACCGAAGAAACUUUAAGUAAAGGAGACUUGUACAUGCAAUUGGGAUUGCGAUGGUCUGGUCUUAUACCAGCGAUAUUUGCGCCACUAUUCUUGACUGCUACAUUGUUUAUGGGACCAUUAACCAUGCAGUUUUUAUCAGGAAUAUGGAAACUCUAUGCAGAACCAAUAUAUUGGCUAUCCAGCUGGCAAGACCUUGUGUGGGUGAGGAAUCAUGUCAUGGCCCCACUGAGUGAGGAGUGGGUGUUCAGAGCUUGUAUGAUACCUCUGCUACUACAAUGUGUUGACCCAAUGACAGCUGUAUUUGUUGGGCCUCUACUCUUUGGCAUUGCCCAUUUCCAUCAUAUAUUUGAACAGAUGAAAGCUGGUUUAGAAUUGAAGACAGCUCUUAUGAUCUCAACAUUCCAGUUCAUGUAUACAAGUUUGUUUGGUGCUUAUUCAGCGUAUUUGUUUGUGAGAACAGGACACUUCAUGGCUCCUCUAGUCGCCCACAUGUUUUGCAAUCACAUGGGAUUCCCGAACUUCUCGGAAAUAACAGAGUUCCCACCUCUGCAACGGGUAUUCAUUGUAUGCAAUUUUCUCUUAGGAUUCGGCCUAUGGUGUUUCCUCCUGACACCUCUAACUAGUCCAGACAUUUAUGACAACAGAUUACAUUGGAAAUCAUGAAUUUAGUAUUACUAGUAGCCAUAACCACAUCACUGAAAAUAAAGAUAGAUAUACAAAUAGGAAUGGGAGGUAAAGCGAUCAAACAUUAGGGUGCGUCCACAUCUGGCG
Messenger RNA from Spodoptera exigua (beet armyworm), 1090 nucleotides. The record is from the annotation of a GenBank genome assembly. Lineage: Eukaryota; Metazoa; Arthropoda; Insecta; Lepidoptera; Noctuidae.